This is a messenger RNA of Gongylonema pulchrum, 324 nucleotides long. The record is from the annotation of a GenBank genome assembly. NCBI's taxonomy places the organism in Eukaryota, Metazoa, Nematoda, Chromadorea, Rhabditida, Gongylonematidae.
CGCUUAUCGGCAAUACUGGGCAGUGCAGAAGACGAUGAUUUGGAAGAGCUGAAGCUGGACCCAUUUCUGAUGAUCAGCGUGAUUGGCCAGGAAUAUUUACACGUCGGCUACACGGCGCAGGCAAUAACCCUGCUAAAACUGGCUUUAGAAGUGGAUAGUAAAACUGAGUGCAAAUCGUCUGAGCUAAAACUUUCCGUACUCGGUGCUCUUUCAUUUGCAUAUUACCAGGAGAAGAAUUAUACGCAAGCGACGGAAUAUUUGAGAAUGCAACUGGAUAUCUGCAGAUGCUCUGGCAAGUAUCGAAUUUCAGCACUAAGAGGCUAG